This is a messenger RNA of Colletotrichum higginsianum IMI 349063, 4989 nucleotides long. RefSeq names its product Gelsolin. Lineage: Eukaryota; Fungi; Ascomycota; Sordariomycetes; Glomerellales; Glomerellaceae. The transcript has 3 exons. The coding region runs from base 1 to 4989 and encodes 1662 amino acids. The record is from RefSeq and is a predicted model, not a curated record. Gene Ontology annotation, molecular function: phosphatidylinositol-4,5-bisphosphate binding; actin filament binding. Gene Ontology annotation, biological process: actin filament severing; barbed-end actin filament capping.
AUGUCGGAACAAGCAAUGGACGACGUCUCCAAGUUUCUGCAAGACGUCAAGGAGAUGAAUGCUCGUCGCACCGAAGAAGACGACGCCCGCCAACGCGAACUCGACGAGAAGAUCCAGCAGGAGAAGAGGGAACGCCAGGCCCGCCGCGCCGAACGCGCUCGAUCCAUUUCCCCUCAGAAAUCAUCUCCGGCCAAUACCCCACCACCUUCGUCUCGAGGCAACAGCACCGCGCAACUUUCCGAUGACCUGAGACUGUCCUCUCCUGGCCUCGAACAAACCGGCAGCCCUCGUCCCCACUCUCGCUCACGCGCAACACCGGCCCCCGACGCCAUGGAGAGCUUGUCGACCUCCCCCACCAAGGAGAACGAUUCCCCCCUCGACGCCGACAACAAGCCAUUCAGCAUGACGUCUCCAACCGGCGGCGGCGUGCAGGGAGCCCGCCCGCUGUCGUGGCAGAGACGCCCCAACUCGCAGCAUUCCGAUCGAUCCAAGAGCCGUCCCUUGUCCGUUGUCGCCGCGGAGAAUGCGGCCAGGACCUCGCCGAACCCCACGUCCGACCCCUCCUCCGCCACCGAACAGAACUUCUCUAGGGACCAGAUCUCCCAGGCACUGGGCUCCAAAGACCCUGCUUGGUUCCGUCAGACCCCCGAUCGUGCAAGCGUUGGCUCCGCUGCCAAUCGCAAGACCCAGGUCGAGGAUACCGACACCACCGACAUGUCCUCCAUGCGCGCGCACCAGCUUCCUGGCUUGAGCCGCAGCUCCUCAACGGACCUGCCGCCCGAACUUUCCAGUCCGACCAAGGAAAACAGGCUCGGUUCCCCACUCUCGCUGUCCAGUGCCCAGAGGCUUGACCCUCCGGCUGAAAUUUCAUCCGAGAACGACACAGUCGCACAGCGCCGCAUGUCAGUCUUGUCCUCGGGCUCAGGUCGCGCGUCCCCCACGAGACCCGUCUCGCCUACCAAGGGUAUGGGCGGCUUCGUCCAGAGUGCCAUGAUGAAGAGGUCAGACAGUGUCAAGAGAUGGAGCGUGACGUCGCCCCCGGGGCUCGUACGCGCUGAUUCGGCUACCACGAGCCGGGUCGGCGAGCCUAGGUCCCGUCCCCAGAGCAUGUUCAUGCGCGACGGCGCAGCUACGCCCACCGGCUCGUCCCACUCUCGCUCUCUUUCUCGUCCCGCGUCCCGACCAUCCUCUCGCCCUUCCUCCCGCCCUACUUCGCGCCACAGCAACCAGGAAUUCCAGGACGAGACCGAGACCACGCCCAAGGCCCCCGCCACAGCCCCGCCGACGUCAGAAGCCAAGCCCGACACCCGAGACGAAGAAGAGGAAAAGGUGACGCCGCCAUCCAGCCCUUCAAAGACCAUGGACACUAGGAGGUGGAGCCCUACGAAGGCGAGCUGGUUGGAAACAGCGUUGAACAAACCUGAGGCACCGAAGCCCAAGCCUCCACCAACGGCUAACCAGCCAGCCUGGAUGGUUGAGCUCAACAAGGCCAAGGCGCACAAGGCUGCCAAUCCCAGUGCUGAUCUUGGUCGAACUGGCUCCGUGGCAUCCAACAAGCAUGAAGUCAACAUCGGUGGGCUCAUGCGGUCGUCGCCCAUGGGCGGCCAAGAAGCGAAGCCGUCCGUCGGUGGGCUCAAGGGCAUCUACGCACCAGUAAAGACUCACAAGACAGGCGGCAGCAUCAGCAGCCCGAGUUUCCGCGGCAGCACCAUCAAGAGCCCAACGAGUGAGGAGAAGCCGGAAGAAACGCCCGCUCCCGUGGAAAUCCCGAAACGACCAACUGUCAGUGACACUCCGGCCGUGACCAAGGUCAAGCCCGAAACACCUCCAAAGAAGGAUUUCAGAGCUGGCCUCAAAUCUCGAAACGUCUCCGGAGAUGCUGCGUCUUCCAAGGACCCAGCCAAUGAGUUGCAGAGCGUCUUCGGCAAUCUGCGCCGGACAAAGACGCAAAACUACGUUGCGCCGGAUGAACUCAAAUCGAACAUCUCCCGUGGCAAAGCAUCCCUGAACAUUACGGGUGGCCCAAAGCCGAGUGAUCUCAAAGAUGAGUUCAAGGAGGCGAUAAUGAAGAAAAAGGAAGACUUUAAAGCUGCUCAGUCCCAAGGCAAAGGCGUAACUCGGGCCAAGUCCAAUGCUUCGGAAAACCCCGUACCCGAGGCCCUGUUGAAGAGACAUGCCCUGAGCAAGUCAAUCUCGGGCAGAUCAGAAGCGACAUCGCCUUCCGCCAUUGAACACCGCAAAUCUGUCAGCGAACGAUCAAAGCUUGUGACCAAGGACGAGCCGAGCGAGUCCAUCCCCUCGCUUCGCUCCCCGUCGAUCAAGUCCCCGACAAACAAAUCACCUGACGUUCAGUCUCCGACAGAGCCGAGGCCUACGACGCCAACUCUUCAGAAAGAGACCAACGCUCCUGCCCGGCUCCAAGGACGUGCCGCUGCUGGUGGCUUGGCUGGUCGGUUCAACCCUGCGCUUGCGGGAAUCCUGGCUCGUGGCCCUCCCCCUAUGGCUUCUACCGGAGGACGUGAGGCCGAAAAGUCGGAGGAAUCCGGCGGUGCAACCACCGAGCCCACGGCCCCGGGACCACAACUGACGCACAUGACCAAGGGCCGUGCUCGCGGCCCGAAGAGAAAGGCCCCAUCGUCCAAGGGCCUGUCCAACGCCGCUCCCGCCCCAGAGCCGGCAAACGAGCCCAAGCCUAGCCCAGUAGUGGCCUCACCUGUGAAGGAAGAGCCACCUGUUGUCGCCGAGGAACCAAAGAGCCCCCAGCGGGAAGCUCCGACGUCCAUCCAGGCCCAGAUAGCUGCCCAGGCAGCUGCCAAGAACAGGCCAGCGCCUCUCAAGUCCUUCGGAAAGCCUGCUGAGGCUCCGGUCGAGAAGCCCAUUUUCCCCGCCAAAGAAGAAGAGCCCGUUCCAAAGCGCAGAUCUCGGUCUCCUACGAUGAAGCUCCAAUCCUCUCCGAUAAAACAACUCGAGGAGAAGCCCAACGAGCCCGCUUCUCAGCCCAGUUCACCCAAAAAGCUGGACAUGAAGAGAGUGUCCAUGUUCUUUGAAGAAAAGAACCAAGAGACGCCCAAGCCAGAGAGCCCCAAGAGGGAGAGCUUGAAGAUGGAUAGCCCGAAGAGAGAGGAGCCAAGGGCGGAUAGCCCAAAGAGAGAGGAACCAAAGGCGGAUAGCCCGAAGAGAGAAGAACCUAAGACGGAGAGCCCGACGAGGGACGAUGAGCUCAAGAGACAAAGCUCGGCUACAAUGCCCAGCAUCAAGCCUAAGCCGGUUUUUGAGAAGUCCUUCAGUCCCCCACCACAGAAGACUGAGGAAGUCUCUCCUGUCAAGACCUUCGGGCGCCCCCUGCCUGAACCGACGUCAAGCCCUGCAAAGAAGUCGUUUUCUGAUAGCGUGGAUGAAUCUUCCCCUCCUGCCAGGACCUUUGGACGACCCUUGCCCGAACCUACACCUAGGUCGCCUAUCCGGUCUCCUGUACGGUCGCCGUCCAAUGAUCAAGCGGACAGCCCACAUGUGGCGCCUCUCAGAACUUUCGGACGGCCCUUGUCAAGGCCCAGCUCACCUCAGAAGUCGAACGACAAGGUCGAUAGCGAGCCAGUGGUAUCCGUCAGGAAUGCUGCGGCGAUGUUUGGUGGUUCUGUCGUUCAGUCACCACCUCUUGAGAUACGGUCGCGAUUUGACAACCCUGCGUCCCCGGUCCAAAGGUCCAGCACCCCUCCUUCAAGGGGCUCUGCCAGGCCUUUGCCAAUCCCGCCGAAACCUUCGUCCCCUACGCCUGUCGCUUCGCCCGUCCGAUCCCCGACCAAGUCGAGCUCGGAAGUCUCGGCCUUGCUGGACGACUUCUUUGGCACACAGCGACCGCAAAGAGAAUACCGUCUUGACACUGCCGAGGUAUUGAUGAACAAGCCCCGUGUCCGCGAUAUCCAAAGCCAGGGCGCAAGACUCUUCCAGAUCACGGGCGAUGGCAAGAAAAUCCCCGUCCCGGCGCAUAAUGAGCGCAUCCUGUUUGAACGGGAAAUGUAUAUCUGCGCCAACGUCUUCACCAACGAGGCCGGCAGGAAGGAAACGGAGGUGUACUUCUGGGCCGGCGAUGAAGUACCGGAAGCUACCAUGGAAGAUGCUGCUCUGUUUAUCAACCGUGAGGCUCGCUCUCUCGGCGGCAAAGUCGUCAAGAUGCGCCAGGGCAGAGAGACGCCGGAGUUCAUCAUGGCGCUUGGCGGCAUGAUCAUCACCCGCCGCGGCACCGGUGCCAAGUUUGACUCGUUGGCGCCCAGCAUGCUCUGCGGCCGCCGCAUGCUCGGCCAGGUCGUGUUCGACGAGGUCAACUUCUCAUCCACGAGUCUCUGCUCCGGGUUCCCAUUCCUCAUUACGCAGUCAGGAAAGUGCUAUCUUUGGAAGGGCAAGGGAAGUGACGUAGACGAGCUGAGUUGCGCCCGCCUCAUAGGUAUGGACUUGAGCCUGAUGGGCGAGCUUCUGGAAAUCGAGGACGGCAGCGAGCCGGACAGCUUCUGGGCCAUCUUCAAUGACGGUACGAAACCGCAUUCCGCCGACCACUGGCGGUUGAAGUCCAAUUACGACAAGUAUUGCCAAAGACUGUUCCGCUCGGACGCGUCUGCAGCCCAACAGGUCUACGAAAUCAGCCCUUUCACUCAAGCCGACCUGGAUCCCUCGGGCAUCUACGUACUGGAUGCAUUCUUUGAGAUGUACAUAAUUGUCGGCAGAACGGCGCAGAGCCAGUACGGUUCCUUCCGCAACGCCCUGGAUUUCGCACAGGAGUAUGCCAUUCUGGCCAGUGGCAUGGAAGACCGCCCCUUCAUCCCCAUCUCGACAGUGGUGUUGGAGGGUAUUCCGAAAGACCUAAAAAGCGUGUUCCGGAAGUGGCGGGACGAGGCCAGCCCGACCAUCAUGCCUCAGAAGACGUCCGGGCUGAAGCGCGGCAGGAGUCUGCGCGUCGUUCCCCUCACCCAUGCACUGCAGGCGAUGAGUGAAUGA